AUGCCACUGUGUAAAAUAGUCAUCUCUGGGCCGCUGCCCCGGCACGUGUGUUCGGUGCAGAAGGCGGUGCCGCAGCAAGUGAAGCACGUGGAGUCGUUCAGCAAGCCAACGCAAAUCAGCUACCAGCACAAGUGUGACAACGGCAGCGGGCUCUGCAAGGCAGUGAGGACGGUGUACCAGAAGGCCUUCCGCACGGUGUAUUCGACUCGCUACAGCAAACACUCCUCGUUCGCCUGCUGUCCCGGCUGGACGCAGGUGAAGCCCACCAGCUAUGGAUGCAUGCAAGCGGUGUGCGUGACUCCGUGUCUUAACAGCGGCACCUGUGUAAAGCCAGAGCGCUGCUCCUGUCCUCCGGGCUUCACUGGGCACCACUGCGAGCACUCCGUGUGCUCGCCUUCGUGCCUCAACGGUGGCUCCUGCGUGAAGCCGAACCUGUGUACCUGCCCUCCUGGCUUCACAGGCCACCGCUGUGAGACCAGGGACUGCGGCGGCUGCAGGAACGGCGGCACCUGCCUCAGGACUGGGCUCUGCGCGUGCCGGGACGGCUACGGCGGCGACCACUGCGAACACGAUGUGGACGAAUGCUCUUCGAACCCUUGUGACCAGCUGUGCACCAACAGCGUCGGCAGCUUCCAGUGUGAGUGCCGCCCAGGCUUCACGCUGCUCGCCGAUGGAAAGUCCUGCCGCAGCCAAGGGAACAUCACAGCAACAGAAGCGAGAGACCUGAUGGACUUCGAAUUUAUUUCUGAGAGGCUGGAAGAAAGAGUAACAGCCAUUGAAAAAAAAAUGGCUCUGCAGGAAAUACAAACAGAACACAUUUCUUAUGUUUCACUCUCAGAAAUGAACAACAAGAUGGUUUCCAUCAUGGAAAGUGUUACAGAGUUGCAGAAUCAGCUAGAAAGCAUUAAAUUGGUGCAAAGUGAAGCAGGCAGACUCAUGCGCACACUGCAGAACUACAGGACUGAAAUUGAAAGGAUAAAUCCACUCUGUAGCCAAGUGUCAAGUCUACAACAUCGAAUACAGACUUGCAACUGUCGGAGUGCUUACGGCUACAAAUAUCAUCUAACAUAGCAUACCUGCAGAGCUGAAGCAUGACUGUUGAAGGAAGACUUCUAUCAAGAGGAAGUUCACUGCCAUUUUGUUCAGGGUUGUUAUUGCAACUCUCAACAGUGAUUUUUUUUUAUAUGUAUAUAUAAUAAAUUUUAAGAAUGAGAUGAAAGCACACAGACAUUAAAUAAUCAAUUGUUUGUAUAAUUAUUCAAAUAUUUUGAUAGAUUUACAAGAUUGUAUAUGUAUGCAACAAACUUUUUAGCUUCUUUUUGACAAGAAUAUACUGAAAAUGGUUUAUUGUGUAUCACAGAAGCAGUUGUCAGAUAAAAUAUUUAUUUAGUGAAGACUGAAACAUAUAGAUUAUGGUGCCAUUGUUCUAGUAGUUGUCUUAUAUAGGAUAGAAACUUUGAGACUGUGCCUAUAUAAACUGCCUGUUGCCUGAAAUCAUAUGUAGUAAUUGUGGGCAUGAGCUUCAUAAAUGCAUUGCAGUUGGAGGAGGGGGAAAAAGCUUAAUUUAUUGAACACAAAGUUGAAUCAGUUAAAAGAAUAAAAUGUGCCUUUGCAAAUAAACUAUUCUGCAAUACUGAAUGAGUGUAUGUUUCUACAAGCAAUCUGAAACAGAAUGAUAAGAAAGUUGUCAUCUCUUGUGAUAAGAACUUAAUUAAAUCUUUCUACAACUUGAGCUGUUUUGUAAAAAUGUUUUAAGGUAUAUUUUAGGAUAAAUGGAACCAUGUAAGUGAAAUUUGACUAUGUGUAAAUAAAGGCAGUAUCCAAUAACAUUG
Molecule: messenger RNA, 1832 nt
Organism: Schistocerca nitens (vagrant locust)
Lineage: Eukaryota; Metazoa; Arthropoda; Insecta; Orthoptera; Acrididae
Gene: slow
Product: epidermal growth factor-like protein 8
Exons: 11
Coding region: 1-1071 (356 amino acids)
Biological process (GO): anatomical structure development
Cellular component (GO): cell surface; extracellular region
Molecular function (GO): signaling receptor binding; calcium ion binding
Source: RefSeq, a predicted model, not a curated record